Protopolystoma xenopodis is the source of this 327-nucleotide messenger RNA. NCBI's taxonomy places the organism in Eukaryota, Metazoa, Platyhelminthes, Monogenea, Polystomatidea, Polystomatidae. The record is from the annotation of a GenBank genome assembly.
GAACCGGACGUUUGCAUCUGCCGACCCGGCUACAUUGGCCUCCGCUGCAGCGACUGCGAACCGGGCUACACGGGCGAGCCGUUGACACUGAUCCCCUGUAGACCAUGUGACUGUAAUCCGGAGGGUUCACACCAUUCUGUCUGUGAUAAAGCGACCGGCCAGUGUCCUUGCUAUCCAGGAAUCACUGGCAAGCAGUGCGACCAAUGCCGCGCCGGUUACGUGGUGGAACGAGGCCGGUGUCGUGGUAGGUCUUUAGUCACUGAUGAAUGGCAUGCUUUACAAUCAUAUGUUGCCUGGAGUGACUUGCUCCAAAUCUACCAAUGCUAG